AGAAAGCUCUUGAGAAAAUAUCAGAUUGGAAAGCCCACAUACUAAGGACUCAGAACCAAGAAGAGGGUAGAUAUAGAGCAUUAGAAGAGCUGCAGCCACACCAACUUCUGAUUAUUAUGGACUGGGCAAUGAAGUUCCUUCCUGCACUUUAUAGAGAAAAGCAGUCAGAUUUUUUUGGACAAAAAGGCAUGAGCUGGCAUGUUUCUGUUGCUAUAUUUAGAGCAGAAGAUGGAUCUUUGAAGCACAAGACAUUCAAUCACAUUUUUGGAGCAGUGAGGCAAGAUUGGUUUGCUGUUGCAUCAGCCAUCGAGCACAUCCUAAAGAGUAUAAGAGUACAAAUGCCUGGAAUUGAAGAAGUUUUUUUACGAAGUGACAAUGCAGGUUGCUAUCACUGUGGGUGCCUGUGGCUGAGCAUGCAUGGAAUUAGUGAAAGAACAGGUAUCAGCAUUGUACGCUAUGACUUCAGUGAACCUCAGGCAGGAAAAAGUUAUUGCGAUGCCAAAAUUGCCCAUAUGCGAUCCAAAUUAAGGAUGUUUGUUUCAUCUGGAGAAAAUGUAACAACUCCAUUUGACAUGAAGAAGGCAAUAAUGGAUGGAAGUGGUGUAGCAGGAUGUCAAUGUGCAGUUGUGGAAGUUGACAGGAAAAACCAGACAAUGACUAGUCAUUGCAUCAAGGGAAUCACCAACAUUAAUAAUCUUGCCUUUGAAGGAGAUGAUAUCAUUGCCUGGCACAGUUUUAGUAUUGGUAUUGGUAUCAAGAUAAAAAGAGAAGAUGUCUUGAAAAGUGAGCAGCUUGACACAGGACUCAUCAUACUGUCUGACUUUGAAGAACCAUCAAAAAACUAUGGUGUGAUCUCUCACAUAAAAAACUGUUCAGUUACACCAACCAGCAUUUUCCACUGUUCCGAAUCGGGCUGUAAUCAGCAGUUUUCCUCAUAUCAAAUACUUCAAGAGCAUAUUCUUCUGGAUAGACAUGUUCAAGAGAAAACAUCAACUUAUGAUGCUCUACGACAUCAUUGGUCCGAGUUGUGUAAUUCCAAUUUGCUCAUUUCUAAACAGCUGGUGCAAAUAGGCAGAGAUCACCAUACCCUUGUAAAGAAUUCAUCAGUAGAGAAGCUUCAACAAGGAUGGGCACUGAAAAAAACAAGGAAAUUUGCACGCUUCUCUUCCAAAGUGAAAGAUUUUCUCCAUAGAGUUUUUCAAGAGGGCGAAGAAUCAGGAAGGAAAGCAAUUCCUGUUGAAGUAUCUCAACGUAUGAAAUCAUUGCGAAACAGCACUGGAGAGAAGUUUUUCAAUCCCGAUGAAUGGCUGCAGCCUUCUCAGAUUAACUCCUUUUUUUCAAGACUUUCUCUGAAUGCAAAAGCCAGGAAUAUCAAGGAUGAACCAGAAGAAGAUGACCAUCUGCGAGAAAUACUGCAGUCAAUAUAUGAGGAAGAAGAAAGAGACAGCAUUAGAGAUGCCAUGACCUUAGAACUUGACAGUCCAAUAUGAUUGUUUAAACUUGUACAUGUAGAAAUAUUGGUGCUGUCUUUCAAUGAUUGUUGGUUUGUUUAGAUAAUGUCUGUAUGUACAUCUAACAUGCAUGGAAUCAUAAAUGAUAUGUGGCAAAACCUAGGUGUAUUUUUAUAUGUAUUCUUUCAGCUUCUGUGGUUGUCAUGGCAAUAACAGUUGUGAUAAUGCAUAGAUAUCCAAAAAGUAGAUUUCAAAAGAAAGGAAAUAUACAUGUGGGUUAUUUUUUUGUAUUAAUUUUUAUCAAUUUUAAAGAAUUCAAAAUGAAAAAAAGCUAAACUUUAAUUUGCUCACAGUCAUAAUUACUAGCUAAUAGACUCUUUGUGAUUUUGAAAUAUUCCUUGUUGAAACACAUUAGCACAGGACUUUACUUUGAUUUAUAUAUAGAUAUACACGUGAAAAGUCAUUUCUGCUUCAACUCUUUCUGUAGUCAUUAUGCUGCCAUGGUAACAGGAAUUU
This is a messenger RNA of Magallana angulata, 1967 nucleotides long. RefSeq lists its product as uncharacterized. The transcript has 3 exons. NCBI's taxonomy places the organism in Eukaryota, Metazoa, Mollusca, Bivalvia, Ostreida, Ostreidae. Bases 117 to 1490 code for a protein of 457 amino acids. The record is from RefSeq and is a predicted model, not a curated record.